Paramuricea clavata is the source of this 711-nucleotide messenger RNA. The record is from the annotation of a GenBank genome assembly. Lineage: Eukaryota; Metazoa; Cnidaria; Anthozoa; Malacalcyonacea; Plexauridae.
AUGUGUCAACACAAUCAAAUAUGCGGACGAUUGCACCAUGGAUACGUCCAUAGCGAUUUGCAAAGCGCUCUGGACUCAGUACAAAGUUGGGCUGUGGAAAAUAAAAUGGAACUGAAUGCCAAAAAGACAAAAGAUAUGUGGAUUAACUUCACCGAAGCACCGCCCCCUCUACCACUGCAUAUAGGAGAUGCUAUCAUAGAAAGAGUCGAUAAUUUUAAACUCUUGGGAACCUGGUUUCAAAAGGACCUGAAAUGGAAUAAACAUGUCGAGGAGACCACCCGCAAAGCAGCUAAAAACCUGCACUGCCUACGAGAAUGUAGAAGAGCGAAUCUACCAGUCGAAGUGGGUCUCACCACUUAUUUAACUAAAAUCAGGCCUAUCCUUGAAUAUUGUUCUCCAGUGUGGGGUGGUCUGCCACGAUAUCUAAAGGACAAAUUGGAACGUGUGCAAAGGAGGAGUCUACGAAUUAUUGGCCUCCCGCAUGGUUACCUGCCAACUCUCGAAGAGAGAAGAAUUGAAGCCACAUCGAGGGAACUCGUUAACAUCUUAGGUGAUCCAAGCCAUAUCUUUUAUCAACGAACUAUGGAACAUAAUAAACAUAACUAUAAUCUUAGGCGUAGAGACGGUAUAUUUAAAUACGCACCUUUCUCAGGCACUGAACGACACAGAAAUAGUUUUGUCCCACGAGCAAUGAGACAGGGGUUGCACUAA